This is a messenger RNA of Argentina anserina (silverweed cinquefoil), 2939 nucleotides long. Its product is annotated as DNA (cytosine-5)-methyltransferase CMT3. The record is from RefSeq and is a predicted model, not a curated record. Gene Ontology annotation, cellular component: nucleus. Bases 168 to 2798 code for a protein of 876 amino acids. Lineage: Eukaryota; Viridiplantae; Streptophyta; Magnoliopsida; Rosales; Rosaceae. Gene Ontology annotation, biological process: negative regulation of gene expression via chromosomal CpG island methylation. Gene Ontology annotation, molecular function: DNA binding; DNA (cytosine-5-)-methyltransferase activity; chromatin binding. The transcript has 21 exons.
CAGAAAUUCACGGCCCCCAUCACCACCACUAUAAAUCCCACUCUUUCACGCAGCUCCCCAAUCUCACGCGCAAAACCCUAGAUUCCAUCAAACCAACCCACCAUCCAUUCAAUUCAUCCUCUCUCCCAGUCUCCCUCACAUAAUUGACUAAUUCCAUCCAUCUCUCAAUGCCGUCCAAAAGGAAAGCAAACCGAUCUCCGGCUUCGUCUUCCGCCGAUAAGAAGAAGCCGAAGCUGCCGCCACCAGAAGAAGCCGUGUCCGGCACUGAAAUUGAGACCGAAAUUGAAGAGACAAAGCUUAAGUCCAGAGCGCGUGUCGAAAAGAUCAAGCAAGCCUCUCCUGCUCCUUCCCCUACCAAUGCCGAUGACGAAGAUGCCGAGAUCUCCGAUGCCAAAUUUCUUGGUGAGCCCAUUGAGGCGGAGGAGGCUCGCCGGAGAUGGCCUCUGCGAUACAUUAAGCCACCGACUCAGAUUGCUAAACCAUUGAAGAAGAAAAAGUCAGACGAUGAUGAAGAAGAGUUAAUUGUGGCAAGGCGACACUAUGCACGGGCUGAGGUUGAUGGUAUUAUUUAUGAGUUGAAUGAUGAUGCCCAUGUAAAAGGUGUUAAAGGGGAAAAGCCUUACAUCUGCAAGAUCACCGAGUUUUUUGAGGGAGUUGAUGAUUUACUAUAUUUCACUGCUCAGUGGUUCUAUAGAGCAAAUGAUACUGUCAUUGGGGACAAAAUUGAACUUGAUUCUAGGCGGAUAUAUUACUCGGAAGUCACAAAUUGUAAUUACUUGGAAUGCCUUCUCGAAAAGCUGGAGAUUGCCAGAUUCGGUCUAGAUGCUGACCCUGAUGUAAGGUGUAAGCUGAUUGAGAACUGCACAUAUUUUUGCGACACAAAGUACAUGUUGCCUUAUUCUAGCUUCAUCAAUUUCCCACCUGAAAAUACUCUGGCUGAAAGUGAGAACUCAUCAACUAUUUCUAGUGAGAUUGAAAAUAAUAGUGUUCUUGCGGAUAACUCAGAACAUGGAGGAACUUCCACAAUUGUGGAGCAAGGCAAACCUGAAGUAACUCUUCUUGAUUUGUACUCUGGUUGUGGAGGGAUGUCCACAGGGCUCUGCCUUGGGGCAAAUCUGGCAGACUUAAACCUUGUUACAAGAUGGGCAGUGGAUAUGAAUCCACAUGCUCUUAAAAGUCUGAAGAAAAAUCAUACAGAAACCGAGGUUCGAGAAGAAUGCGCUGAAGAUUUUCUGACAUUGCUGAAAAUGUGGAGGACUAUUUGCGUACAUUUUAAAGUGGUUAAACCUGAUGGUUCAGAAGCACAUUUUAAUCUAUUUACAAAAAAGGACGUUAAGGAAGAAGAUGGAGAAGAAGAAGCAGAGGAUGAGGAUGUGGAGGCGAAUGAUGAUAAUGAUGCUGAAGCUUUUGAAGUUGAAAAAAUACUCAGCAUACGUUAUGGAAAACCCGUUAAUCGAGAGGAGAAGGAAUUGUUGUUUAAGGUUCAAUGGAAAGGAUACGGCCCUGAGUAUGAUACAUGGGAGCCCCUGGAUUUACUAACGGGUUGUGAAGAGAGCAUACAAGAAUUUGUUUCUCAUGUGUACCACUCCAAGCUAUUGCCGCAGCCUGGUGAUGUGGAUGUUGUAUGUGGUGGUCCUCCUUGCCAAGGAAUUAGUGGUUAUAAUAGGUUUAGGAACUACAAAAAUCCAUUAGAUGAUGACAAGAACCAGCAAUUGAUGGUUUUCAUGGAUAUAGUAGAUUAUCUUAAGCCAAAAUAUGUUUUAAUGGAAAAUGUGGUGGACCUCUUAAAAUUUUCUGAUGGGUUCUUGGGUCGUUAUGCGCUGGGUAGGCUAGUUGGAUUAAACUACCAAGCUAGGAUGGGCAUGAUGUCCGCAGGUGCAUAUGGUUUACCUCAGUUCCGAAUGAGGGUUUUCCUAUGGGGUGCCCUACCCACAGAGAUGUUGCCUCAAUUCCCACUGCCGACUCAUGAUGUAGUAUUUAAGGGCCAGAUACCUACUAAAUGGGAGCAAAGCACUGUUGCUUACAGUGAAGGCCACAAUCAUCCAUUGAGAAAAAAACUUUUGUUAGAGGAUGCUCUUACAGAUCUUCCUGAGGUUGAAAAUGAUCAACCCCUUGAUGAAAUGCCUUAUGGAAAGCCACCCCAAACAGACUUUCAGAGAUUCAUUCGGCUCAGUAAAGAUGGUCUACUGGAGAAUUUGAAGUUUAACUUAUCAAAGUCAAAUGAGAUUCUUUAUGAUCACCGCCCCUUGAAUCUGAAUGUUGAUGAUCAUGAACGUGUGUGCUUUGUCCCCAAGGAAAAGGGUGCAUGCUUCAGGAAUCUACCUGGGGUUCUUGUUGGCGAUGAUAAUAAAGUCUAUUGGGAUCCUAACGUGGAGAGAGUAAAAUUAAAAUCUGGGAAACCCUUGGUCCCGAAUUAUGCAAUGACUUUUGUCAGCGGAUCUUCAUCAAAACCUUUUGGACGAUUAUGGUGGGAUGAAAUUGUCUCCACAGUUGUUACACGUGCAGAACCCCAUAAUCAGAGUAUUAUGCAUCCAAUUCAAGAUCGGGUUUUGACAAUUCGUGAGAAUGCAAGACUUCAAGGAUUUCCUGACUAUUACCAGUUUUCUGGUCCGAUCAAACAAAGAUACAUGCAAGUUGGAAAUGCUGUCGCCGUUCCUGUUUCACGCGCAUUGGGUUACGCAUUAGGUCUUGCUUUUAGGGGUUUAGCUGAUGGCAAUCCUCUUUUCGAGCUACCGAAAGACAUGCACUUACCAGAUGGAUGUUUAGAAGAUGGUGAUUAUGUUGGAGACUUAGAGUAGCCUUUAGUUCUUAGAUUCUUUGUAUACUCUUAUUUCAUGGAGAUUUGAUUUAGUUCACUUAGACUUUAAAAACUCAUUUGUUUCACUAUUGUUAUUUGGUGUGGUUCUUUGUAUGUAUAAACUCAUUUGUUUUACUAUUCU